UUUAUAGCAAAAACAAAGGUUUGUAAAAAACAUUGUAAAAUAUAUUUACUAUAUACGGUGUAAAUAAAAUUGGCAAAUGGCAACAAUAAACACAACAAAAACAAGGAUAAUUUUUGAGAAAAUCCCAUAAUAGGCAUGUAUUGAUUGUUCUUGUAGGAUAUUCUAUGGUUUUUGUGAAUCUAAUUGGUAAUUGGUUGUGAAAUUUUUUACUUAUAAAAAACGUGCAGUUCACAAAAUACAGGGAUGUAAAUAUAACCUUUAGCUCGAGCUUAAGUAAUUUUUUUGGAAAAACCAUGCGAUACGCACAAUUUGUUGUUGGACCCGCAGGAAGUGGCAAGUCCACAUAUUGCUCAACUAUGGUGAAACAUGCCAGCACCACAAACCGCCUAAUAGAUGUAGUUAACUUGGAUCCUGCUGCGGAACACUUUUCCUACGACCCGAUCGUGGAUAUCCGGGGGCUGAUACAUUUGAGCGAUGCGAUGGAAGAUGAUGAGUUGAAGUUUGGGCCUAAUGGCGGACUUGUCUUCUGUUUGGAAACUCUCUUAGAAAACCUAGAUUGGCUAGAGACCCAACUAGGAGACCUGAACGACGACUACAUCCUAUUCGACUGCCCGGGACAGAUAGAGCUGUACACACACCUGCCCGUGAUGAAGAGGCUCGUGGAAGCCCUGGAACGGUGGAACUUUCGGAUUUGCGUUGUGUUCAUGAUCGAUUCACAGUUUAUGAUUGACGGUGCUAAGUUCCUGUCAGGCACCAUGGCGGCCCUCAGCGUGAUGGUGAACUUGGAGCUGCCGCACGUCAAUAUCCUCACGAAGAUGGACCUGCUCAGUAAAUCAGCUAGGAGUCAAAUUGACAAUUACCUGGACCCAGACCCCCACAUACUGCUAGCAGAAAUGAGAAACGGCAAUUCAAAAUGGCACGAAAAAUACGCGAAACUCACAGAGGCGAUAGGGGAUGUCAUAGAGAAUUACAGUCUAGUCAGGUUCUACCCACUCAACAUAAAGGAGGAAGAGAGCAUAGAGAAUAUACUGUUAACCAUAGACAACAUUCUACAAUACGCAGAAGACGCUGAUGUUAAGGUCAGGGACUUUGAAGAGGCGGAUCCGGACGAAAAUGAUAGUAAUUACGAUUGAUUAAAAUGUUUGAUGUAUUUUU
Amyelois transitella is the source of this 1155-nucleotide messenger RNA. Its product is annotated as GPN-loop GTPase 3. Bases 294 to 1133 code for a protein of 279 amino acids. The record is from RefSeq and is a predicted model, not a curated record. Gene Ontology annotation, molecular function: GTPase activity. NCBI's taxonomy places the organism in Eukaryota, Metazoa, Arthropoda, Insecta, Lepidoptera, Pyralidae. The transcript is spliced from 5 exons.